AGAAUACAUAAAAGAUAAAAAAAAGAUGACGGUAUCAGUUUUCAGCUCUUCCAAAUUUUCCACAAUCAUGAAAGUGGUAGUGAUGGUGGCAGUGGUCUUGGUGGUUACGGUGGUGGAUGGACAGAGCUGCAAUACGCACUUGAGUGGACUGAAUGUGUGUGGUGAGUUUGUGGUUCCAGGAGCAGACACGACGAACCCGAGUGCCGAGUGUUGCAAUGCUCUUGAGGCAGUACCGAGCGACUGCAUUUGCAACACAUUUCGCAUUGCCUCUAGGCUUCCCACGCGCUGCAACAUCCCUACACUUUCAUGCAACUGA
Molecule: messenger RNA, 316 nt
Organism: Eruca vesicaria subsp. sativa (arugula)
Lineage: Eukaryota; Viridiplantae; Streptophyta; Magnoliopsida; Brassicales; Brassicaceae
Source: the annotation of a GenBank genome assembly